AUGGAGAGAGUUCAGUUCGAGCAGGAGCAGAUGCUCGAUGAGCUCAAAGAUUUAGUAGAGAAAGGCAUUUUUACUCCACAAGAGACUAAAGAAAUCGUGAAGCGACGUACCGCGUUCGAAACCGUACUAGUGCGACGCGUCGCGAAGAAGGCCGACUACAUACGCUAUGUGACAUAUGAAAUGACCUUGGAAGAGCUCAGGAAGAAACGAAUAGAAAGGCUCAAAAUCGAUACGCGACCCCCGACGAUAUCCUCGUAUUCUAUCGUUCGCCGGCAAUUUCACAUCUUUGAACGUGCGCUCAAAAAGUUCAAAGACGAUGUUGGACUGUGGAUACAAUACAUUGAACUUGCAAAGAAAGAAGGGGCCAGGUCGUUGGUCGGCCGCAUAUGCGCACGCGCGAUACAUCUCCAUCCUUCGACACCGUCCCUUUACAUCCUCGCCGCCGAACACGAAUUAUCCACAUCUCAGUCGCCUUCUGCGGCUCGCGUUCUCCUGCAGAGAGGCAUUCGACUCAACAAAGAAAGCGUCGACAUGUGGCGGGAAUGGGUGCGAAUGGAACUGAGUUUUAUUGAGGGAUUGCGAAGGCGAUGGGAGGUGCUGGGAAUACAGAAGGGGACUAUAUCGACUGGGGGUAGGAGAUCAGGGAAAGAGAAAGACCAUGAGGAGGUAAGCAACGAUGCAGACAGGGAUACAGGGCUGUCCAGCCUCGUCGCAGGAGCAGAUGAAGGCAUGGAAGACGUCCGUCCGGUUGAAAAGGGCAUGGAGGAAGAAGCCGAAAUGGAACGCAUCGCUAACCAGGACGGGGGCGAGGGUCAAUCGGCUCGGCUGCACAUAAUGAAAGGCGCUAUCGUUAAAACAGUGAUCACUGCUGCUGCAGAAGCACUACCAAAAUUAUCGUUAUUCUCCGCGUUGAAAGAAGUGAUCGAGAAUCAUCCGUCCCCCGAUGAGCUAAAAAAGGAGGCUUUGGGCCACCUGUUCACUGUGUUGAGGGAGUGCAUGGGAAUGGAGGCGGGAGCUGUAAACAUGUUGGCUUGGAGACAUCUCGAACCCGUGCGUGGAGCUUCUGGUACAAAGGGGAAAGCCAAAGCGGACCCAGAUGACAAUGUGGCGGCUAGUGUGGGCCAGGUUGGUGAUGGCGAUGCAUUACGCGAUCGCGAAGGACGGGAAGAAGAUACGGAGGGAAGGGAAGAACCGCGGUUAGCGCACACGGUCGAGCUGGUCGAGGCCGUGCGACAAGCGAACGAAGAGUAUCUAUAUCCAGUUCAGCAGCAGCCUUUCUCGCACUUUCAGUUCAAAGAUAUCCGUCGCCCGAAUGAUAUCCACCCAAUAACCCUCCCCAAGUCCUCCUCAACCCGCUCUUCAACCAUUCGUCCUCUUUUUGCUCCCUCUCCAAUCGAUAUUCCACGUAAUUUACCUUCGGACUCAUCCAUUUCUUCUGCUUCACCCCCUACCCCAUCUACAAAGCUGCCGCUGCCACGUUCGCCCUACAUUUCGUCCAGGCAGAUUUUGCCUUCGCCCCUUCCCACAGGCACGACGCCUCUUCCAGUCGAGAGACCGACAAGCGGGGCCUCUUCUAUCGCUUCUUCAACAAUAGAAGACGUCUUUUAUCCCGGCGACAUCGUCGGCGAGGAUGCCCUGCUGCAGGGCGAGCCCAUCCGCCUCGUAUCAAUCGGCUCCACCUCGCAAUCUUGCGCAGCCGACUACGUGGAACCAGCCAAGGAAUUCGAGGUGGUACGGCGCCUUGGCACCGGCAGCUACGCUGUAGUCUACCUGGUUAGAGAAGUCUUAUCUCGUUCCCCGUCAUCAGACGACGGUCAUGGUCAUAUGUCUCUUCUUGGGUCCAUGGAAAUGGAUGGUCCCAUAAGUCAACAGGGAACAGAGUAUGGUCGUGAAUUUGCUAUCAAGUGUCUGUCAAAGGCCAAUCUUGACGACGACGCUUUGGCCGCCCAAAUGUCCGAGGUCACCAUCCACCAGUCGCUGCAGGCUCAUCCCAACAUUGUCACCCUUCACCGCACCCUUGAGACGUCUUCAUUCCUUCUCCUCGUCUUGGAAUUCGUUCCUGGCGAGGACCUUUUUUACUUUUUGGAACAGGCUCGCGAUCACUACGAGUCUGACUACCCUACUGACCCCUCCGACUCUCCUUCCCGCACUCCGCCCACGCCCAGCCUCCUGUCCACGCUCGAUCCUUCCCAGCUCCUCUCCCGCACCCGAUUGCGCCUUAUCUCUUCCAUGUUUGCCCAAAUGUGCGAUGCUGUUGCCGCCUGUCAUGCGCAGCAAGUAUUCCACCGUGAUAUCAAGCCCGAGAAUUUUAUCGUCACUGACGGGUACUCAAUGCUCCCGAACGGAAGGAUUGAGCGUAAGGUUAUUGUGAAGUUGACUGAUUUUGGCUUAUCAACUACCGAUAUCCACUCGUCUGAUAUGGAUUGCGGGAGCGCACCGUAUAUGAGCUACGAAUGCAGAAACAACAUGGCACCUAUCUACAAGCCUCGCGCAGCUGAUGUGUGGUCAUUAGGCAUAGUGCUGAUCAAUAUGUUGUACCACUUCAAUCCGUGGACAGAUACUUCCGAAGGAGCUUGCCCUUCUUUCACGCAUUUUAGGCAACGCCCUGUCUACUUCCUAAUGUCCAGCUUCGUAGGGAUGACCCGUCCCGUGGCAGAGUUCCUCGCCACGAGGGUUUUCUGUAUUCUCGAAGACCCAUCGGAUGAUGCACGGCGGAUAUCUGCAGCCGAGUUCGGUCAAUGGGCGCGCGACCUACCUGCUCUCCUCGGUGUUCCCGGAUCUGUGGCACAUAGUCGCAGUGGAAGUCUCACCGGGGCUCACCCGCUGUCCACAGCCACGCAGAUCUCUUACAGGCCUUGUUCACGGCCACCAUCAAGAUGUGCAUCGAACAUGGCUAUGCUGACACCUGCUGGUGGUCAGACCCGGUCGUUGUCAAGGGCGCCUUCACUUGGGCCAGCAUUUGAGAGGGAGGAGGCGAUGGUUGCAGCCGAGCUGUCGACGGUGAUGGAUGAGGAGCAGAUUCAAGAGUUGGAAGUUGAUGCAGAUGUUGAUCAGAGCCUGGCCACAGCGGCAUCUGGUACGACAGAUGGUACGAGUAUCAUAGGCACGGAAUUUCGCUCGACAUCGACCAACAAACGGAGGAAGCGGGGCGCAAGAAAGGGUAAGGGUAUCACGCAGCCGCCGACGACCCCUCAAGAUGCUACCCUCGAAACGCUCGCCGUGGCGUCGCAAUCCCUUGCGCGUGAGCUCAGUCACGCAUCGAAGCAUGGAUCUGUCAAGUCAGGAUCCAGUUCAAUGUCUGCUUCUACUUCACGUAGGCGACCAUUCGAGCCUGUUGCCAUGUACCCUGUACCAACACCUCUUCUAUCCCUUCCAGCGCGCCCUCCUCCAUCGCUUCCGGCGACCAAGUCAUCAACUGGCACGAACACAAGUGCACCGCAACAGGUCCCCGUCAAGAAGCCUUCGAAAUGGAAGCUCAGCUUUGGCAAAGCGAGCGCUCCUGUCAUGCCCAGCAAUGCAAGCAGUAUGCCUAACGUAGACGACAGCGCGUCGACUAUGUCGUCCAUUCCCCCUUCAUUGCCUACAGACAGCGUUUUGAGCUUCGGCUCUCAGACAAGCAGAACGUCUCGCGGGAGCAAAGGCAGCGAUGCCCCCUCCGCAACUGCUAGCAAUGUGGCGAACCUCCUGAUGGGUCUCAAUGCACCUCCGCCGUCUGUCGGGUCAUCCGCCUAUUCCAUCAAGUCAUCUUCGGAUGAUUCUCUUCCCUGGCCUCGGGGCCGUCGCCCGAGAGUCUCUCCCGCUGCUUCCUCUGUCAACGUCAACAUCAACAGUCUUGGCGUCCCCGCCACCAAGGGUGGAAGCAGAAGCCGUGGCCCUCCCGGCUUGUCAACAAGCCCGCAUCGUGAACGUAGGAACGAACGUGCCACUUCACCGAACAGCACCCGAAGCGGGCGUCCAUUGGCAUCAAGUGCUAGCUCGAUGACCUCAAGCAAUUGGCGCAACUCGAUGAGCACGACGUCGAGUGCUGGCACUUCGACAUCGGCGUUUACGAGGUACAGCAAUUCGAGUAUGGGCAGCGUGUCCACUGCUGCUACGAGCGUCUCCUCGGCAAGCUGGCGGACGGGUGGUGCAAAGUCAAAUCCUUCCAGUCCGAACGUCCCUGCCUACCGCCCACCCACGUUGCCGAAGAACAUCAAAUUCAUGACUGGUGUUCCAUGGGAAUUGAACGAGCUCCCUCGUGGUCUGCAUCCCAAUCCCGUCGGUGAUAUCUUCGGUUCCCCACCAGUCCGCAAGCAACGUACACGCAAGCCCAAGGACCUCAAGCUUGAUACUAUCAACGAGCGCGUUCCCGCGCAAAGAUCGCCAGAGUACCCCCGUCGAGACGCCUCCACGAGCACCACGGAUCUUACCAGCACGUAUAAUGCCAAGGACGAAGCUGAUGGCCCGAAGAAGGUCCAGAAGGGUCAGAUCAAUACUCUCGCGAAGAUGCUGUCUGCCUUGAGACGGUGA
This is a messenger RNA of Pleurotus ostreatus (oyster mushroom), 4509 nucleotides long. RefSeq lists its product as uncharacterized. Gene Ontology annotation, cellular component: Pwp2p-containing subcomplex of 90S preribosome; small-subunit processome. Lineage: Eukaryota; Fungi; Basidiomycota; Agaricomycetes; Agaricales; Pleurotaceae. The record is from RefSeq and is a predicted model, not a curated record. Gene Ontology annotation, biological process: maturation of SSU-rRNA from tricistronic rRNA transcript (SSU-rRNA, 5.8S rRNA, LSU-rRNA); protein phosphorylation. Gene Ontology annotation, molecular function: protein kinase activity; ATP binding; protein binding. The coding region runs from base 1 to 4509 and encodes 1502 amino acids. The transcript is spliced from 11 exons.